AAUGAAGCAGGCCACUCGUUUGUCAAUCUAUGCGUUAUCUAAAAAGUUAUCUAAACUACAUAAUGUGUGUGAUCAAAUUUGUUGUGAGUGAUGACUAGCUUUCGGGAACUGCGAUUCGAUGAUUUGCUCAAAAUUAAUUCCUUAGUUUUCGAUGCCCUCACCGAGGUUUAUAGCCUGACCUUCUUUGUGAAGCACCUCCUGCAGUUUCCAGGACUUUCGCAGAUUGCCGAAGCUCCAGGUCCUGAUGGCAGACCCAUGGGAUAUAUAUUCGGCCAGUAUCAGGUCAAGAGGCACCAGGAACCCUAUGCUCAUGUGGCAGCAUUGACUGUAUCACCCGAGUAUCGACGUCUUGGAGUGGCCACCGCUCUCAUGGAUUAUUUCUUUGUGGUCUCAGACCUCAAAGGAGCUUCCUACGUAAGCCUCUUUAUGCGAACCAGUAACCAGGCUGCCUAUCAGUUGUAUACUUCCAUGGGGUAUGCUCAUCGGAAAACAUUCCAGGACUAUUAUCCGGAUGUCCCGAAGCCGGAAAGUGCCUACGAAUUGAGAAAGUACGUUCUCCGCCCCAUGGAGGUACAAUAAGCAGUACCAUCGCGGUGCCUUCGGAAUAAAUUGAAAGCUUUUUUUGUAUUACACAGCUAAUUAAAGAAAACCCAUUGAGGUGAAAAUUUAAA
This is a messenger RNA of Drosophila erecta, 671 nucleotides long. RefSeq names its product N-alpha-acetyltransferase 20. The coding region runs from base 91 to 579 and encodes 162 amino acids. Lineage: Eukaryota; Metazoa; Arthropoda; Insecta; Diptera; Drosophilidae. Gene Ontology annotation, cellular component: NatB complex. Gene Ontology annotation, molecular function: protein-N-terminal amino-acid acetyltransferase activity. Gene Ontology annotation, biological process: N-terminal peptidyl-methionine acetylation. The record is from RefSeq and is a predicted model, not a curated record. The transcript has a single exon.